This is a messenger RNA of Lottia gigantea (owl limpet), 1312 nucleotides long. RefSeq lists its product as hypothetical. Bases 505 to 1137 code for a protein of 210 amino acids. NCBI's taxonomy places the organism in Eukaryota, Metazoa, Mollusca, Gastropoda, Lottiidae. The record is from RefSeq and is a predicted model, not a curated record. The transcript is spliced from 4 exons.
GGUUAUUAUGAAUGGACUAUUGGAAGUGGUGCACAAUUAUUGUAAGUAUAUACAAGCAUAAUGAUAUAAACAUAAUGUACGUUGAGGACAGAAUGUAGAAUAAACGGUUAAAGCAUGUGAAUUGUGACCAAACUGUUCGUAGAGGCAAUUAAGAUAUCCAGAAGGUCAAUAGCGUAUAGCUGCUCUAAUGGAUUAAUUUCUUUUGCCCCCUGUAGCUACGUGCCUGAUUGUUACACUAUUUGGUGACAACGAAAAUAAAAGUUAUCUAGUCUCCAAAUGUCCAAAUGUCUGGUGAGCUUAAUGUCAUCUUUCUCCAAAAUUCUUGAUGGAGACCCAAGUCACAUAUCACAGUCCUUUUGUAUAUAAUUGUAGACAGCUUGAAGCAGCUUUUCAUUGAGAGAAGCUGUAUCAGGUAAAGUAAAUGUUUACCUUCAAGGAUGUCCCCCUUACCUCAAUCAAAAAUGGAGAUUCUGGUCAGGGUCUUCAAAUGGAUGUAGUUUGGUUAUGAUUUGGAUUCAUUUUGCUAAGUAUCAGAUGCACCCCUUUGUUUCUUUUAGUAAUAACUAUGAAUAUAUGAAUGAAGUAUACUUGAAACCAUGGUGUAGAGUUGGCGUAUAUGCAAUGGGAUUAGCUUUAGGCUAUAUAAUCUAUAAAACAAAACUAAAGUACAGAUUGAGAAGGACUACAUUGGUACUGGGUUGGAUUAUAGCUGCUUGUCUAGCUAUUUUUGUGGCUUAUAUCACUUACUUAGAACAUAAAAAGGAAGAUUCAUACUGGCCAAUAGAGUUUAGAAUAGCCCAUGAAACUAUUUGUCGACCUAUAUGGGCUCUCUGUAUCUGUUGGGUUGUCUUUACUUGUGUUAACGGUCAAGGAGGUUUUAUCAAUUCGGUGUUAUCGUGGAGUUUCUGGGUACCGCUAACUAAAAUAACGUAUGGAGCCUAUCUGUUACAUUUAUUAUUGAUUGAUAAUAUAAUAGAUUCUAAUAUGAGGGCAACAUAUUAUCUUAAUAUAUUCCACGUGGCAUUCGAGUUUGUUGGUGUUUUUGUGUUUUCCUACGCCUUUUCCUUUAUCUUCUCAUUGUUGAUCGAGGCACCCUGUAUGGGUUUAGAGAAAAUAUUGCUAAAGAAGAAAAAGUAAUCAAGAUCUUAGUGGACGUGCAUAAGGAAGAAGAGUACCAUUUAUUUAACCUGCAUAUUAAAUAUUUUCAUGUAAAAUUAUAUAUAUAUAUGUAUAUAGACUAUAAUAUUGAAAAAUCAUUUUUUGUCAUUUAUAAUUAAAGCCUUAUAUAUAUAAUUAAAAGAGUAAUAAACAC